CAGCAGAUGACGCGCAAGGCCCGGGCUGCAAUCACCAUCUUGACAUCUCUUAUUGCCUACCUGUCCGUCAACAGUCUCAUCCGUACAGUGAAGCCCGCUGCGUUUAUAUGGUCGGAGGAGGAUAAGGAAGAGUCGCGCUGGAUCGCGAGCUCGCGCUACUGGCUUGACCGCAAGGCCUGCCGCUGGUUCGGCAUCUGCGGCGCCGCGCAUUUCCACCCGGUGCAUGCCCGGUUCGGCCAUCGCAAGGUGGUAGUCGACCAGCUGCUUGAUGCUGCCGGUGAGGAGACGGCUCCCUGGCACUCGUUCUGGACCAGUGGGUCCGAGAAUCCAGAUGAAUGGUCCGAAACCGAGCGCUCCUUGCGCGAGAUCCCAGAUUAUGUCUUCGAAUACGCACCGCUAGUCCAUCUCUUCUCGAGCGAGCAGUUCUGGCCGUGUGACAUUGCAGAACAUCUGUUCCAUAUCACCCCGAUGCUCAACUAUACUCCCAUUCAGUCCCAGUUUGAUCAUGUCACAUUAUCCGAUCUCGACCUAUUGAAUCAGUACCAGAAGGGGAGAAAUGUGUUUUUAACGAGCAACGACGAUGCAGAAGACCGGCCCUCCUGGAUGGAGGGUGAGAAGAACAUUCCUGAGCCGGAUGCAGGCGACCAGGACGAGUCAUGGGCUGAUUGGGAGGCUCAAUUCAAUGAAGACGACCUGGAAGAUAAAGUCCAAUGGAUAGAUGUCAGCGACUCUGAUCCAACCAAUGUGCCCGACAUUCUGAUGCAGGAUGAACGGUUCAGACAUGAGUUACAGAAACGCUAUGGCGGCCACAAUGUCCAAGACCACGGCCCGGACAGCGGCGGGCGGAGCGAGGCGCCUGCCAUCUUGGUGGCGAUUGACAAGGGCAACGGCAUCAUUGACGCCUUCUGGUUCUACUUCUACAGCUUCAACCUGGGCAACGUUGUCUUCAAUGUGCGAUUCGGCAACCAUGUCGGCGACUGGGAGCAUUGUCUCGUCCGGUUCCAGCACGGCAAGCCAAAAGCCUUGUUCCUCAGUGCCCACAACGGUGGCUCGGCUUAUAACUACGAAGCGGUCGAGAAGAUCGGACAACGGCCUGUGAUCUACUCCGCCAUCGGCACACACGCCAUGUACGCCAUGCCCGGCACACACUCGUAUAUCCUACCCUGGGGCCUGCUGCACGAUCAGACCGACCGCGGCCCGCUCUGGGACCCAUUGCUGAACUCACAAUCCUACACGUACGACACCGUGACCGAGACGCUGCGAGCGUCGACCUUCACCCCGCACGCCCCAACAGAAUGGUUCUUCUUCAACGGCCACUGGGGGGACAAGUUCUACCCGCUCGGCGACCGGCGCCAGUACCGCUUCGCAGGCCAGUACCACUAUGUCAACGGCCCGCUAGGCCCGCAGCACAAACACCUCGACCGUGGCCACGUCUGCCAGGGGCCAGACGAGAAGCCCUGCGUCAUCAAGAAUUGGAUCGGGGGUCGCCCGGAGCGCCUGCAUCUUGAACCCUUGGAUCCUCCCGAGGAAUGA
Messenger RNA from Penicilliopsis zonata CBS 506.65, 1533 nucleotides. RefSeq lists its product as hypothetical. The transcript is spliced from 3 exons. The record is from RefSeq and is a predicted model, not a curated record. NCBI's taxonomy places the organism in Eukaryota, Fungi, Ascomycota, Eurotiomycetes, Eurotiales, Aspergillaceae. The annotation marks the transcript as partial.